AGCAGCUGAGCAUUAAAUUCCUUUGACCCCACAAAGAAAUCUUUCUAAUGUGUGGCCACCGCGGAGGUGCAAGGCCAAGGGACCCACAGCCGAAGACCGGCUCAGCCUGCUCAGCGCGCUGGGGCUGCUCUUGACACUGGAGGCCGGGGGCCUGCGGAGCCUCCGGUGCGCGCCGCCGCUGCUCCUCCUGCUGCUGUUGGAACUAGUGCGGGAGAGCGCGACAGAGAGUCCCUGGGGGCUGCCUGUGGUGCCUGAAGGCACAGCUUCCGAUCGCUCAGUUUCCAACAGCCCAGCUGCCUUAGCAAAGGUGUUGAUGGCAGAACUGGCCAGCCUGAAGUUAGAAAACAAGCCAUGGCCUGGAGGGACGCACUCCCUCCACUACCACUACCUGGCCCUGUCAGAGCCAGGCCCCACCCUCUUUGAUUUUCUGGCUGUGGGCUAUGUGGACGAUGAGCCCUUCAUCCGUUAUGACAGUCAUGUGGGCAGAGCUGAGCCGCAGGCCCUGUGGAUGGCACCCGUGGACACCCAGUACUGGGAGAAGGAGACCCAGAAGCACAGGUCCUGGGUAGAAGUGCAGGAUACGGAGACAUGGAGACUGAUGAGCUACUACAACCAGAGCGGCGGCACGCAUAGCACGCAGCUCAUGUUCGGCUGUGAUAUCGGGGAGGACGGCGACUCCAGCAGCUUCUGGCAGCUUGGCUUUGACGGACAGGACCACCUGACUCUGGACCUGGAGACUCUGAGCUGGGUGUCAGCUGUGCCCAUGGCUAUGAGGACCAAGCACUGGUGGGAGUCCGAGUCUUGCUACGCAGAGUACAACAAGGCCUACCUGGAAAGCCUCUGCCUCACCUCUCUGCGCAGGUAUCUGGAGCUGGGAGGCCAGCACCUCACCUGCAGAGAGCCCCCCAAGGUGCAGGUGACAAGGCAGUCCACCCAGGAUGGGGGCGCCAUGCUGAGGUGCUGGGCCCUGGGUUUCUACCCACGGGAGAUCUCGCUGAGCUGGUGGCUGGGGGAGGACGAGCUGGCUCUGGAGACUGAGCACGUGGAGACUCGCCCCAGUGGGGACGGCACCUACCAGACGUGGGCAGCUGUACGGGUGCCUGCCGGGCAGGAGGCCCGGUACACCUGCCACGUGCAGCACUCUGGCCUGAACCACACGCUCACUGUGGCCUGGGGACCGCCCUCUCAUCAUGCAUUCAUGGCCGUGGUUCUCCCCCUCUUCCUGCUCUUGCUGGCGGUUGGAGCUGGAGUUGUGAUUUUCACCAAAAGGUUCCGUCAAGGCUACUCCCAUCAUUGUGCCCGGGUUGCUGAUGUCGCUGGAGCACCACGUUGCCAGAAGGAAGGCUCCAUGCAGACCCCAACCAUCACUAGCUUCUGCAGGAGUACCCAGAUUUUCCCCCUAAUUACCCCAAGCCAGAAUGAGAAUGUUAAGACAGUUUUUGAAAGUUAAUCUGCAGGGUUCGCACAUCAGUACUUCUUUGAUAAAUAAAUGCUUAUUCUAAAUAGCCCA
This is a messenger RNA of Rhinolophus ferrumequinum (greater horseshoe bat), 1510 nucleotides long. Its product is annotated as H-2 class I histocompatibility antigen, Q8 alpha chain. Lineage: Eukaryota; Metazoa; Chordata; Mammalia; Chiroptera; Rhinolophidae. Bases 314 to 1450 code for a protein of 378 amino acids. The record is from RefSeq and is a predicted model, not a curated record. The transcript has 7 exons. Gene Ontology annotation, cellular component: external side of plasma membrane. Gene Ontology annotation, biological process: immune response.